Molecule: messenger RNA, 1745 nt
Organism: Aphis gossypii (cotton aphid)
Lineage: Eukaryota; Metazoa; Arthropoda; Insecta; Hemiptera; Aphididae
Exons: 6
Coding region: 218-1414 (398 amino acids)
Source: RefSeq, a predicted model, not a curated record
AUACAAGUAUUAUAUUAUUAUAUCUGUGUGUUAACUGACAGCAGAGGAGACUCUGUGUGAACAAUUAUACUACUUACUCCCAUAGACUAUUAGUCCAUGAUGUCUACUACUCUUCUGUCAUCUUGACCUCUAGCCGAUGAGUUAAUCCGUGAAUUUACAAAAUAAUUAUUACUUUGCAUAAUUUUUAUAAUAUCAGUUUCUGCUAAGUGAAACAAUAAUGUCAUUGAUAAUAAAAACUACGUUGAAUGUUUGGGAAAUGGAAAAAGAGUUUGAUAUUAUUUUAUUCAUUGACAAAAACGAUGUCCCCAAUAGAGAAUACUGGAAAGACAAAUGUUUUCGUCGCAUAAAUGCAAAAUAUCCAUUCCAAGAGUUAUUCGCGACAAGCAUUAUAAACGCGCCGGAAAAAUCGUGCGCGUUCGUGUAUUCUGUGUACGGCAAGUCGAUAUGCUGUCUGUUGCUAAACGGAUCGCGGCAUCAGCGGAAAAAUGAAAACGUUAACGAAAAACACGACCAUGGCAUGUACAAGAAAAAUAAAAGCAGCGUGGCUUCCGACGUUGAAACCGGACUUAGGACGUUCAGAGACCGAUUGACAGGUUAUCGGUAUCUCGCGGUGCAGGGCCUGGUGCAACCAGCUGCGUACGAUUUUGAACUAAUUUUCCAGACGGUUUUCCACGGGGACAGAGGCGAGUUGUGGUUGUGCGGCCAGCCGAGGCAUUUUCCGUCUCCCCGCGAACGCGUCCACACCGUUAAUUUAUUCAACUACGAUCACGGGGCACGCCACGUCAAGGUUCUCGAAAAAAAUAACACCAAUGACCGCAAAUCAUCAAAUAAAAUAAUAUUACGGAUGCCAACGUUAUUCAUACCAAAAAUGGAACCUACGGUGGUACCCACGAAAAUAGCCGCCAUCGAACUGCUGCAAUCCAACGACGAUUGUGAGAGACUGACUAUGCAACAACCAAACAUACCAGUGAUUAAAAUAAUGCCACAAAAUAUUUGGGAAUUAGACAAAGACAUUGAUAUUAUUUUAUUCAUUAAUCUAGAGACCAUAUACAUGGACGAUUGGGAAGAUGAAGUAGUAGAACGUGUCAAUGAUCGUUAUCCUUUUAAAAAAAGGAUGUUAAAGGAUAUACAGAUCAUGCCCUUUAGCUCGGGCACCGUAAGGAUAUAUCGACAAAACGGCGUGUCGAUAUUCUGCAUAUUCUUCAACAACCGCAUGACCAUCCUCGGGGACUGGAUGGAAGGUGCACUGAACAGCAUCAAAAGAAUGUUGGCAGGUCACGUACAGUUGGCCAUUCAACAGGACUUGUCCCUCUCGAAGUUUCAAUCGAAUGUCUAUAGUAAUCUUUAUUUUUUUUUUCAAUCAGUAUUUAUGUACGACACGGUUGUGAUAUGGUUAUGCGGCAGUGAUAUGUAGUGCCAGCAGGGAGGGGAAUCAAUUAAUAUUUUUUGCGAUUUUUAAACGUCAAACGUCUUUAACUAUAUUUUUUAGAUUCCAAUAUUUGGAUCAUUUUUUUUAUUUAUUAAUUUAUUUAACAAAUUCAUUUUUUUUUUAUACUUUUGUCUAAUAUUAAGUGUGUUUAAAUGUUUUAUGCUUAUUUUAUGGUAUUCUAAUAAUAUGCACCACAAUAUAGUUGCCAUAUUGAAGAUUGUUUAACCACCGUAAUACUUUUUAAUGUAAAAUCCUACCAUACGAAAUACAAAUGACAUUUAAAACCUUUUUUUAUGCUACUUUGUAAAAUAUUUGU